Molecule: messenger RNA, 861 nt
Organism: Rotaria sp. Silwood1
Lineage: Eukaryota; Metazoa; Rotifera; Eurotatoria; Philodinida; Philodinidae
Source: the annotation of a GenBank genome assembly
AUGAUAAAAUAUGAAAACAAAAUAAAUGAAACAUUUGUCAGUAGUACACCUAAACAAGUUCGUGUUUAUCAUAGAACAGAAUAUGCAAUAUCAAUCUAUACUAUGAUCCGUAAUAAACGAAAUGAAAUAAUCGAUUGGAUUGAAUAUCAUCGAAUGAUUGGCAUUGGACAUUUUUAUUUGUAUGAUAAUUUGAGUGAAGAUGAUAUCCAUAUAUUUCUUAAAUACUAUCUAGAUCAAAAUAUUGUUACGAUUAUCAAAUGGCCUUUUAAACCCAUUCAAAAUGAACAUUGGAACAUGAUUCAAUCCGCUUCGAUGAAUCAUGUUUUGAAAAACUUUGGUCCAUUCAAUAAAUGGAUGGGUUAUUUUGAUACUGAUGAAUAUUUUCAGUUAAACAAUACAAAUGAAAAACUUAUUUUAUCAGGAAAAACAUCACUCGUUGAAUUACUUGAACAAUCAUUUCCUGAGACAAAAUUUCCUGGAGGAGUACAGUUUUAUAAUUGUCCAAUAUCAUGUUUUCUAUCAGAAAACGAAAUACUUUCAAGUCGUCAUUUGAACAUUUUUCAAAAAUGUAAUUCAAUUGUAGAGCCUCGAGACUGUUAUACACGAAGAAAAUUAUUUAUUCGACCUCGAAAUGUUCCUUUCAUGCAAAAUAUUCAUGCUCUUGAAAGUGGAAUCAUAUUUUCGCCUAAUAAUGGACUGUCGAACUUAGGCCAAUUUCGGCAUUAUCACUAUGGAAUCAUAGGUGCAAAAGGAGAUCAACGCGAUAAAUUUGAUGAUUCCAUGAAGAAUUUCAUCGCGAAUUCAACACAAAGAAUAUCUUUAUUCUAUAGAGCACUUUGCCCUGAGCCUAAAAUUCAUUAA